AGAUGGGGUUAGAGCACUACGUUCUAGAGCAAUGGUUCCCAAACUGUCCCCUAUUGGAGGGCCUGGUACUGCGGCUGAAGGGUCCGUGGCUGAAGUUCACGUUAGGGUGAGAUUUAAGGUGAAGGCAAAUAUGGGCACUUUUCUAUACUCUAGUGGGAUAACCUUGAUGGAUGGUUACACUGAGUUUUGAGAGCACAACAUAUCUGCUUUUCUAGAUAUAUUUGGGAUAAUGGUUAAAAAGCAGAUACAUGUGGGGCUUGAAUCAAAACAGUCUGAAAACCACAGGCCUAGAACUUACUAAAAGUGAAUAUAAAGGUAAGUUACACAUUUAAAGAGAAUACCAUUGAUUAUUUCAAAGGAGUCCGUGAUGUUCUAUAAGGUACGCUGGGUCUUUAAAGCCUUCUCCUGCUACAGCCUUUAUUAUUAUAAAUACAAAUAUACAUGCCCAUAGGAUGCAGUGUAGGAAGGCAUGAGAAUAGGCAGAUUAAAUGAACCCGAUAUCCUGAUAUCCUUCCGGUAUAUAACAAUUACAGAUAUCUUGCACAAUCAUGUGAUUAAGUUUAGUCACAACUUGAUGGCAGUGGGAAACAAUAGCUUGUCUAAGACAAGGAAGCUGUAAACAAUUAAAAUCACAGUCACUGCCCAAGGCUCCCAGGUGCCAUAUAAAUAGGCCUGUCUAACGCAUGGAAAGCCAGAGCAAGGCUGGAAGCUUCCGCACUGAGGCAGUGGGUACCAAGGAGCUCACAUCAGCAAUGGAGUCCUGCGUUCUGUUCCUGCUGUGUAUAGCAUGUACCAUGGGGUUCCCUGCUGGGAUACUGACUGACACAGAGAAGCACAAUGAAGCAUUUGCUAAGGAGUACUUGAAAAAAUUCUACAGGUUUGAGGGGGAGGGGACCAGCCGCAGUGCAUUGUUGGAUAAAAUUCAAAAGAUGCAGAACUUUUUUGGAUUGGAGGUCACUGCAAGACUGAAUGAAGAGACCAUAGACGUAAUGAAACAACCUCGGUGCGGGGUUCCUGAUAUUGCCCGUUUCAGCACCUUCUCAGGAAAUGCAGUGUGGAAGAAAAAGGACCUGACGUACAGAAUUCUGAAUUACACCCCAGAUAUGACCAGAAAUGAUGUGGACCGGGCCAUUGAGAAGGCUUUCAAGGUCUGGAGUGAUGUCGUCCCUCUCACCUUUACCAGAAUCUAUGACAGAGUCUCUGAUAUUGAGAUGCUGUUUGCAUAUAGAGAUCAUAAAGAUUCUCUGCCUUUUGAUGGCCCAUCUGGCAUUCUGGCCCAUGCAUUUGCUCCUGGAGAUAACAUUGGGGGGGACGUACAUUUUGAUGAAGACGAGAGAUGGACAAGUGGAUCAGCCGGUACUAACUUGUUCCUUGUGGCUGCUCAUGAACUUGGCCAUUCCCUUGGGCUCGACCAUUCUAAUGACCCUAAUGCCCUUAUGUACCCAACCUACCAUUAUAUCAAUCCCAACACAUUCCAGCUUCCUCAGGAUGAUAUCAAUGGAAUCCACUCACUGUAUGGAACAAAAGAAAAUCCAAUCGUCCCAAUAAUAAACUGUCAGGAACAAAUUUCUUUUGACGCGGUCACAACCCUGCGUGGGGACAUUCUAUUUUUCAAGAACAGAUCCUUUUGGCGCAAGACAGCCGGUAAAUCAGAAAUCGAGCAACAUGAGAUCAGUUCCUUCUGGCCUUCCCUUCCAGCUGACAUCGACGCAGCCUAUGAAAAUCAGAAAAAGGAUCAGGUUCUUCUCUUUAAAGGAACAAAAUACUGGGUUCUACGAGGCUAUACAGUUCAAGAGGGAUUCCCUAAGAACAUCUACGAACUUGGGUUUCCCUUGACUGUAACGCAAAUUGAUGCAGCCGUCCACGAUGAUGAAACAGGGAGAACCUACUUCUUUAUUAAUGAUCGGUAUUGGAGUUAUAAUGAAGAAACAUCACAGAUGGAUAAAGAAUCUCCUCAGAGAAUCAGUAAAGGUUUCCCAGGUGUUGGAAACAAGGUGGAGGCAGCAUUUCGAUCAAAUGGAAUGCUCUAUUUGUUCAGUGGGAACCAGCAGUAUGAAUUCAGCACGACAAACAGGAAAGUCACUCGCCUGCUAAAGUACACCAGUUGGCUGAACUGCUAACCCAGAAACCCCAGCAGCGAUAGGAGUUACCAAAUGAACACAAGUUCAAUAACAACCUUAUUUAUUUUUUUACAUCUAACUUAUUUUAUAAUUUAUAGAAAUAUAUAUUGUAUAUUAUCUUCUUGUAUGUAACUUAUUUAAUUUAUCUUUACUAUACUAUAUUUUAUAUAUCUUGAUGUAAAACAUAUUUCAUAAUAAAUAUACUGAUUUUUCAAUGCA
Messenger RNA from Xenopus tropicalis (tropical clawed frog), 2339 nucleotides. RefSeq names its product matrix metalloproteinase-18. The transcript is spliced from 10 exons. Lineage: Eukaryota; Metazoa; Chordata; Amphibia; Anura; Pipidae. Gene Ontology annotation, cellular component: extracellular matrix. The record is from RefSeq and is a predicted model, not a curated record. Bases 684 to 2120 code for a protein of 478 amino acids. Gene Ontology annotation, biological process: proteolysis. Gene Ontology annotation, molecular function: zinc ion binding; metallopeptidase activity; metalloendopeptidase activity.